GGGGCCGGCGCGAAUCUGUCACAGCAGUCGCAGUGAACGCGUUGUCCAAAAUGUGGCAAGUUACCUUCAGCUAUGCUGUGCUUAUUGUUCCGUUAGUAUCUUCCACUACUGAAUGGUGGGGUGAUCUGAGAGCUCAUCUGAAUCCUAGUAGGACACCAGCAUUCUAUGAUGUUACCUACGACGAAGCAGAAUGCCCACUCGGACUCCGUUCCGAUGCGAUUCCCGAAUAUGUUUACUUCGGAACUAUGAUGGCAACAAUGAGCGUAAACGAACAUGAAGAAUGCCUACAAAAAUGUGCAGAAAAGCCACGAUGCAAGGCUGUCAACUAUUUCCAUCCAUUCGCAUACCAGAAAAAAGGAUUCUGUGAAUUGCUGUCUGAAACACAGCGUGAUAAUCCUCGUCUUAUGCGUCCAUUCCGUCUCGCCACAUAUUUUGAACGUAUUCGCUGCCGAGAAUCUGAAGAUACCGACGAACUUGUCGAAGUUGUGCGAAAGCCAGCACCUACUCGCGAGAAGAAACUGGAGAUGAACAGCCUUAUGAAAAAGCUCACCAACAAGGUCAAUGAGUUCAACUCGGGUUUUCGGGCUGCCCGUUGAAAUAAUAUUCAGAAACUUCUCUAAUUCUACUACAUCUAAUGCUUCUAUAUUCAUCUAUAUUUUCCCCUCUUACAUGUCUAUGCUUGAUCUCACUUUAUGUAGCCGCGGGUGUCCCGACGUAUGCGCCAUCCAACCCAAAACGAGAUGACCGCCAUCGUCCGUAACAAGAAUCUUUUUCUUUCGUGAGC
Messenger RNA from Cylicocyclus nassatus, 784 nucleotides. NCBI's taxonomy places the organism in Eukaryota, Metazoa, Nematoda, Chromadorea, Rhabditida, Strongylidae. The record is from the annotation of a GenBank genome assembly.